This is a messenger RNA of Amborella trichopoda, 1083 nucleotides long. RefSeq lists its product as uncharacterized. Lineage: Eukaryota; Viridiplantae; Streptophyta; Magnoliopsida; Amborellales; Amborellaceae. The record is from RefSeq and is a predicted model, not a curated record. Gene Ontology annotation, cellular component: membrane.
AUGGAUGCAAAUUCAAGUGUGGAGAAUGGAAGUAAGAUGUAUAGAGCUGCCAACAAAGGGAACUGGAGAAUGAUAAAGAAGGCCAUCAAAGAAGAGCCAAGUUACCAAAGUGCCCCUAUGUCGCCGUCGGGCGCCACAAUUCUCCACCUAGUUGCGCAAUUCCGUCAAGAGAAAACACUCGUAAACAUUCUAGAGUUGAUGACAGCGGAUGCUAUGAGCUCGAGGACUGCUCAGGGGAACACUGUACUCCAUGAAGUGGCAAUAGUGGGGAGCAUGGAGAUGGCGGCGAAAGCAGUGUGUAGGAAGAAGCACAGGUUGGUUACAGUUUGCAACCAUUUCGGCGAGACCCCCGUGUUUCUCGCUGCUAGCUAUGGUCGCAAGGACGUGUUUUGGUAUCCAGCAAUGGAAGCGGAGAUGUCGUGCCAAGGGAAUUAUGGUGCCACCAUCCUUCGUGCUGCCAUGGUUGGAGAAUUCUAUGGGUUUGCCUCGAAAACAAUACAUUGCAAGCUUGAAACUGGCAAUCUUGCAGGGCUUGCAUGGAUCAAACGAGUCUAUUGGACAAAGCAAAAGCACAGGGAUAUUGGGGUGGAAAGUCCCCUGAUUUUGGCUACAAAGAAGGACAUAGUCGAGGUGGUGAGAGAAAUCCUUGAAGUUUUCCCGGAGGCCGUGGAGUUCUUAGAUAAAGAUGAAAAGAAUAUAUUGCAAUUGGCUGCAGAGUACAGAGCAGAGAAGGUAUUCCAGAUAUUGAGAUCAAUGGGAACACGCACAUCAAACAUGGUCUUGGGAAUUGACAAGCAAGGGAACUCUGUUCUGCAUCUUGUAGCAACCUUCAAUCUUAUCGACCUUCGCAUAUACGUGCGAGCUCUCAACAUAUGCAGUGCGAGUUACUGUGGUUCAAGGUGUCUAAUGGAAAGAGGUGAGAAAUGGCUCAAACAAGGAGCAAAGUCAUGUAUGAUCGUGUCCACGCUCAUCGCCACCAUUUUGUUCGCCACAUGCUACCAAGUGCCAGGAGGCAACCAAUCGAACAACACACCUACGGCUACGGAUGGCCUACCGAACUUCAUCGGCCAGCAUGAUUUUUAG